AUGGUUACUACUCGCUCAGUUUCGAAAAAAAAUCCUAAAUCUCCCGCUAAAAUCCCUAAACGAAAGAAUCCAGCGAUGAAACGGAAGAUUGAUUUUGUGGAGACUGCAACUACUGAAAUGAGAGUUUCAGAUGAUCAUGAUGACGAUGACGACGAUUUCCAGGAAGUUCCGAUGCAAGUUAAGAAAAAAUUGAAAUCAAACUUUUCUGUUGGUGAAAGUUCUAAAGCUAUUAGAAAUGUUAAGGAUUGGGACUAUUUCAUUAGGCCUCAUGAGCAUUUUCCGCACAAGAUUAUUCACAAUGCUGGUGUUUCUGUCAUUUCAAAUAUCAAAAAUCUUUUACAACCUGAAACUUUAGAAAGGUUUUCAAAAUUUGUUUUUGGAUAUUUUUUACGCAUGAAAGAGUAUAAACUUCAAGGGCAGUUGAUUCACUGUUUACUGCUUAGAGAAGUUAAACAGCCUGUUAAAUAUGAGUUGUGGAUUAAGGUGUCAGGAAAGUUUCUUAAGUUUUCAAUUGACGAAUUUGCUUUAAUAACCGGUUUGAAAGUUAAUGGCAGUGUUGAUUUUAAGUCUCAGAAUACUGUGUCUUCUGACUUUAGAAAAAACUGUUUUGGAAAUGUAAGGAAAGUUUCAAAAAAGUUUUUGGAGGAUAGCUUUGUUUCUAAGCGUUGGAAUAACGAGGAAGAGGCUUUUCAGAUGGCUGUUUUGUAUUUUAUUGAGAAUUUUCUAUAUAACAACAAAGAUGAGUCAAAUGUUCGUGAUAAGCAUUUUGAUCUUGUUUGCAGUGGGGAAUUUGAAAAUUAUCCUUGGGGGAAGGAUUUGUUUCAUUUUACAAUCGAGUAUUUGAAAAGUAAACUGAGUACUUGGAAAAAUUGUGAUUUUUUAAAGAGAAAAGGUUCAAAAACUGGUCAUCCUAGUUCCUCUAGAUAUGAUGGAUUCCCUUUGGCUUUCCAAACCUGGUUUUUUGAGUGUUGCCCUACAAUUGAAAGCGCAGUUGCUUCUAGUUCAGGAAAUGAAAUUCCUCGUAUACUGCGGUGGGAGGUGUUAGAGGUCCAAGAACGCUCGUAUUUCUUGCGAAAUCUGUUUGAUCAAACUGCUGACCAGUUGCAAUUAAGCAAUAUACAUCCCACUGGCGAGGAAAGGUCAGCGCUGGAUUUAAAAGGUUUGUUUGUCAAAGGAAAGCGUAAAGUUGAAAAUGAGCCAGAAGCGAGUGAAGGGGUUUCAAUGAAAACUAAAAUUCAUAAAUUGUUUUGGGAUCAAUCUAAGUUCUACCAUGAGUUUCAGAAUUUCAAGAUAUUUGUAGAGACUCAGUUCUCUGGUAUUAAUACUCAGUUUGGUGAACUGAAAGAUUUGAUAAAAAAUAUUGUUGGUGGACAACCUAUUGAGGUUGAAGAUGAUGAGAAUGGUGUCAAUGAUUUUCAUCGUAAUGAUGACAACGAGAAAGAGGAGGAUAAUAACAAAGUCAAAGAUAAUAAGAAAGAAGAAAGUGAUGAUGAUGAUGAUGAAGAGGACGAUGGUGUUGGUAAUUUUGCUUCUGAUUCCGUUGUGAGUGAGAGGUUUAAUUAUGAAUAUAUGAUGGAUGAUGAUGAUAUUAUUGGUAGUGGUGAAAAAAAAUGUGAUGAGGGUCACAAUGUUACAAAAGAUAAUAUCGAGGUAUUUUCACUGCAUCAUGGUUCAACUUCCAAUGUUGAAGAAGGCAACACUCAAAGUACUGUAGGUGUAGCAACUUCGUCUACAUUAAAUUCCAUCGAUCUUAGUGCCCUUGAGGAAGCUGCUGUUCUUAAAAUGGAAUUUGAAAAAGAUUAUGCUGUUCCUUCCGCUGAGGCUGGUGAGAAAUAUGCAAAUUAUGAUGGUGUUAACAUCAACAAUGAAAAUGAAGAUUCUGAAGAUGACAAUAAAGAUAAUGAUGGUAAUGACGAUGAUAAUGAAAAUGAUGAAGGUAAGACUAAAGAAGAUGGUAAGAAAUCGGAUGAAGACGAAGAUAAUGACAAGAACGAUGGUUCAGGUCAUGGAAAUGUCGCAGGUCAUGGAAAUGUCGCUGAUGAUAGUGGACAUGAGCAGCAGGGCGAUGUUGAUAAGGGCGAGAAAAAAUCUGAUGAGGGUCAUAUAGUUUUUAAAGAGGUUGACGGAGCUGUGAAAUAUAGCGGAAAGGGUUUCUGUUUUGAUAGCGGUCCAAGUUUUAAGUUUGAUGAAUUAAGUAGUCAAAGUACCCUAGGGGCAGAAACCUGCUCUACUUUCAAUUCUAGCGAACUUAGUGCCAUUACGAAAGCUGCAGAGCUUGCUGAGAAAGAAGCUGCUGAUAAGAAGUUGGGCCGUGAGCUUGCUGAGAAAGAAGCUGCUGAUAAGAAGUUGGACCAUGGCGUUGACGAGGAUUUAGGAUUUGAUGAGUCGUUACUGUCUGAUAUGGUUGAUAAGAUUGAAAAGGAAGCUACUCAUGCCCUUUUGCAAAAGGAAGCUGCUGGUCUUGUUGAAAAACAAGAAUCUGAGGAUAAUCGUUCCGAGGUAUAUCUUUUAGGUUGCUGUUUUUUUAAUUUUUGUUUUUUUUAUUAUUCGCAUAUUAAUACUUUAUUAAUAAAUUCUUUUAUGCUUUUUAUAUAGAUAAAGAAGGCAUCUCUGAAAGAAAUUGCUGUAUAUCGAGGCAGUCCAUCUGAGGUAGUACUUGUUUUUUAUAUUUUUAUGUUUUUGUUUUACUUUUUAUUUUCUAAGUGUUUACUAGUGGUUUACUAUUCAUUAUCACAAUUUAUAUUUUUCUAAAUGUUUUCUAACUGUUUACUAUUCAUUACCAUAUUUAUUUUAUUAAUACUAACUGUCAUUUAAUCAUUGCAUUCUCUUUUUCUUUUUAACUAUAGCAAAUUGCAAAGAUUGCCUCUAAAUUGAAAGUUGCGGAUGUGGUGCCUCUAUCAUUUAUUAAGGCUAAGCAGGAUGUGAUUCUUAAGAAGGGAUUAGAUCCUCUUGAUUAUGAUGUUAUCAGAGAUACUUGUUAUGCGGGACAGAUGGAGUUUAAUAACUGGGUUGACGCUAAAUUUGAGUAAGUCUUUUAAGUGUGCUAUGUUAUUUUUACCAAUUUUUGAUA
Mercurialis annua (annual mercury) is the source of this 3070-nucleotide messenger RNA. RefSeq lists its product as uncharacterized. NCBI's taxonomy places the organism in Eukaryota, Viridiplantae, Streptophyta, Magnoliopsida, Malpighiales, Euphorbiaceae. The record is from RefSeq and is a predicted model, not a curated record. The transcript has 7 exons. Gene Ontology annotation, biological process: carbohydrate metabolic process. Bases 1 to 2595 code for a protein of 864 amino acids. Gene Ontology annotation, molecular function: hydrolase activity, hydrolyzing O-glycosyl compounds.